This is a messenger RNA of Melampsora larici-populina 98AG31, 324 nucleotides long. RefSeq lists its product as uncharacterized. The record is from RefSeq and is a predicted model, not a curated record. The transcript has 3 exons. Lineage: Eukaryota; Fungi; Basidiomycota; Pucciniomycetes; Pucciniales; Melampsoraceae. Gene Ontology annotation, cellular component: nucleus; DSIF complex. Gene Ontology annotation, molecular function: RNA polymerase II complex binding; zinc ion binding. Gene Ontology annotation, biological process: mRNA processing; regulation of transcription elongation by RNA polymerase II; chromatin organization. The coding region runs from base 1 to 324 and encodes 107 amino acids.
AUGUCAUCCAAAUCAAAACUCAGAGCAUGUAUGUUAUGUUCAUUUGUUCAAACAGCUCAACAAUUCAAAAACAAAGGUUGUCCGAAUUGUGAUGAUUUAUUACAAAUGAAAGGUAAUUCAGAAAAAGUCUUGGAAUGUACUGCUGGUACAUUUGAUGGAACAGCUGCGAUUUUAGAUCCAGAUCAAUCUUGGGUAGCAAAAUGGCAAAGAAUCAAUCGUUAUGAACCUGGUGUAUAUGCUAUUCGAAUCACUGGAUCUUUACCUGAACAUAUCUUGAACGAUUUAGAACAUCGAGGGGUAACGCCUCGUAGAGAAGAUGAUUAA